CUGGAGUCUAAUGCCACUUCGUCAUUUUUUCCGUCGCCAUUGUUCUCGUUCUCGGCCGUCGAAUUUGUGGAAAUAAACUCAAUUUCCCAUAAAUUCAUUGCAAUAAAUACAAUAGCCAGUUACAAAACAUACAAUAGCAAUAGUGCAAGAGCAGUGCGUGCAAUUUAGUGAUACAAUUGAAGCAAGCAGACCGCGCAAGUCGAAGAAACAGCCAACGCAAAGUAGCCAGGCAAGGGAAGAAAUCGAAUCGAAUAUUUGUUCGUGGCAAAUAUAUAUUCUUGUGAAAAAUACCCAAAAUGUCAUCUGUGAAUCCCGAAUACGAUUAUCUCUUCAAACUGUUGCUGAUUGGUGAUUCCGGCGUUGGAAAGUCCUGUCUGCUGCUGCGAUUUGCCGAUGACACAUAUACAGAAAGCUAUAUCAGCACAAUCGGUGUAGAUUUUAAAAUUAGAACCAUAGAACUUGACGGAAAGACCAUUAAACUGCAAAUUUGGGAUACUGCUGGUCAGGAGCGUUUCCGUACCAUCACUUCUUCAUACUAUCGUGGCGCACAUGGUAUCAUUGUUGUAUACGACUGCACGGAUCAGGAGUCCUUCAACAAUGUGAAGCAAUGGCUCGAGGAAAUCGAACGAUAUGCUUGCGAGAAUGUCAACAAGCUGCUGGUGGGCAACAAGAGCGAUUUGACCACCAAAAAAGUUGUUGAUCAUACCACAGCUGCGGAGUAUGCAGCUCAGUUAGGCAUUCCAUUUCUUGAAACUUCGGCCAAGAGCGCCACGAACGUGGAGCAGGCCUUCAUGACGAUGGCGGCUGAGAUCAAGAAUCGCGUCGGACCGCCGUCCAGCGCCACCGACAACGCUAGCAAAGUGAAAAUCGAUCAAGGACGUCCAGUGGAAAAGCCCAAUUCUGGUUGCUGCUGAAUAACUCUGAUUGUGAAUCAUUAUUUUAUUAUACAAUUAAACAAAAUUUAAAUAUAAUAAAUUAAAACGGAAAACACAACAACAACAACAAUAAAAGGAAUAACGAAAACGUAAUAACAAACCCUUAAUUAUAAUAUCGGAUUCUGUAAUAGCUCUUAAUGAUAUGAGGAUGCGUUUGAGUAUACUGAGUAGUAGAUGCGUUUGUAUGAUUCCGAUCCGUGGACGCGAGAGUACACACUUUAAGCAAAUAUACAUACAUACAUAUAUGUAAUAGGUAUGUAGCCAACCCAACAAAACUCCACACAUCCCGAACACACCCAUACCCACAUGGCCGAAUACUGAUACUAACCGUCUUUCUGAUUUCUGAACCGUUCUGUUCCAUAAGUAGUGCAAAGAUGCAAAACGGUGUAGCAAUUAACUUAAUCUAAAUCUAACCUAACUUAAGAGAGUUACUUAUCACAGCAGCGCGAAACGAUACUAACUAAAAUUCACACACAUGCACAGAUAUAGAUCCACUCCAGCAUACAUGAUGAUACGCGAGGGGAGAGCCACCAUCUGUACAUGGCUGCUGCUCCUUACAACUAUGUACUUUGUAUAUGUGUGCGUGUGUGUGUGUUUGAAACAUAUUUAUCUAUGGUGCUCGCCACUUGUCUCUGUCAUAUUUGAAAUUUUAUGUAAAUCAAAAGAACGAACACUUUUAGCAUUAACAAAAACAAAUUGUGUGUAUUUGUAUUUUCGAGUGACGCGAUGGAUUUGUGUAGGCACAUAAUUAGUGUAAUAAUGACGAUAUAACGAUGAAGUUUAAUAAAAAUUGCGUGAGCGUAAAA
Messenger RNA from Drosophila pseudoobscura, 1741 nucleotides. It is a transcript of the gene Rab1, whose product is annotated as RAS oncogene family member Rab1. Gene Ontology annotation, molecular function: GTPase activity; GTP binding. The record is from RefSeq and is a predicted model, not a curated record. Lineage: Eukaryota; Metazoa; Arthropoda; Insecta; Diptera; Drosophilidae. The transcript is spliced from 5 exons. Gene Ontology annotation, biological process: vesicle-mediated transport. The coding region runs from base 297 to 914 and encodes 205 amino acids.